This is a messenger RNA of Sinocyclocheilus rhinocerous, 2260 nucleotides long. RefSeq names its product runt-related transcription factor 3-like. Bases 273 to 1592 code for a protein of 439 amino acids. NCBI's taxonomy places the organism in Eukaryota, Metazoa, Chordata, Actinopteri, Cypriniformes, Cyprinidae. Gene Ontology annotation, molecular function: DNA-binding transcription factor activity, RNA polymerase II-specific; RNA polymerase II cis-regulatory region sequence-specific DNA binding; ATP binding. Gene Ontology annotation, cellular component: nucleus. The transcript has 8 exons. Gene Ontology annotation, biological process: regulation of cell differentiation; chondrocyte differentiation; neuron differentiation. The record is from RefSeq and is a predicted model, not a curated record.
UCCACCAAUCAGAUCAUGGGAUUGCCGUGCAGCAGCCCUACCGCGGGAGCUGUGACCUCGGAUACCUCAGACAUGCGACUGACAGGCCGUUCCCACGGAGAUCACCAAUGCGAGAGCGUCAGACACCUGAACUUUCAACUACCUGACUAAAACCACGUCGAGAGUACAACCACCACUACUAGAGAGACAGACAGACAAAAGUGUCCAUCGUCAAAGGCUGAAGUCGGUGAGGCGGCAGAGAGGCCAGCUCUUUUCCCUCUCGAGUGGGACACAUGGCUUCAAACAGCAUCUUCGACACAUUCUCCAGCUACUCGCCCAGUUUACUGCGAGACCCGAGCACGAGCAGACGGUUCACGCCGCCCUCCGCCUCGUUCCCGUGCGCUAAAGUGACCGAGAGCCCGAGCAUGAACGCUCCGGGUCCGCUGCGGGCCGGCCGGCCGGUGGAGAGCCGCUCCGUGGUGGACGUGCUGGCGGAUCACGCUGGAGAGCUGGUGCGCACCGACAGCCCCAACUUUCUCUGCUCGGUGCUGCCGUCACACUGGAGGUGCAACAAAACCCUGCCGGUGGCUUUUAAGGUGGUGGCUCUGGGUGACGUUCCUGACGGGACUCUGGUCACGGUGAUGGCGGGAAAUGAUGAGAAUUAUUCCGCGGAGCUGAGAAACGCGUCUGCCGUCAUGAAGAACCAGGUGGCGCGAUUCAACGACCUGCGCUUUGUGGGCAGGAGCGGCAGAGGAAAGAGCUUCUCUUUGACCAUCACUGUGUUCACUGGACCACCCCAGGUCGCCACAUUCCACCGCGCUAUUAAAGUCACUGUGGACGGACCUCGAGAACCAAGACGUCACCGCAUGAAGCCGGACGACCCUCAUAAGCAGUUCUCCGAUCGCCUGAGUGACAUCGAGCGUUUCCAGAGGGCCGGUCUGAGGAUGAACCCUGGCAACGGGACCACCCGCUCCCACCAGACCCAUUACAACCCCUGCAGCACCACACCGAUACCAGCAUUAUGGCCAGAUCAGAUUGACCCUCCUGCACUGAAGACUUGCAAAGUGGAAGACGACUUACGCUGGUCAAGUACGGAUCUGUUCCCUCAGAGGACGUCCUUCCCAUCUCUGUCUCCAUUAACGGCUCCUCGAUUCUCAGAUUCACACAUGCAUUAUCCGGGUCCCUUCACUUACUCUGCCAACCCGUCCAGCACUGGAAUCGGUGGUCUCAGCGUGGCCGGGAUGCCCACCUCCAGCCGCUACCACACCUACCUGCCACCUCCAUACCCCGGCAACCAGAACCAGAACUCCCACUUCCAGACCAACUCCUCGCCGUACCACCUGUACUACGGCACCGGAUCCGGCUCCUACCAGUUCUCCAUGGUUCCGACCGGCGGCACCGGAUCAGGAGGCGACAGGUCACCCACCCGCAUGCUGACGUCCUGUACCGCGGCGGGUGGAACCGGAGGCACCGGGGGCGGAAACAACAGCCUGCUCAACGCCAGCCUUGGCAACCAGAGCGACGGCGUGGAUGCCGACGGCAGCCACAGCAACUCGCCCACAGCGAUGAGUGCGUCCACACGCAUAGACGAGUCUGUCUGGAGGCCUUAUUGAGAAAACGUGUGCAGAAAGACUGAGAGAAGAAGUCAAAGUUUAGAGUAGAGGUGAAAAGUCUUGCAUGUUUGAUCGUUUUUGUUUCUUCAUCCUUCUAUGACAUGUCAAUUGCUUCUAAGACCACCAAAGUGAACCGAUGACCAGAAAUGAGUCUGGGCGCUCCAUACAGGACAGAAAUGGCCUCCGCUGAUCAAAACUAAAGGAGGACAGAAGUCUCACAGGAAAAUGAGGUGUACAUAGAAAGAUUAUAAUUAAGAAAAGGCAUCCCAUAGUAAUAUAUCAGCAACUUUUCUUACUAAAAAAACUGAAAAACCAAAGAAAAGACAUAUUCUGAUGAGCCUGUAUCUGAAAAAAGCCAAUUUAUCCAGCCUUACAAACCAAUCUGCCUGAACGCUGUAAUUCCCAGAGUGCUUUGCAUCCACGAAAACGUGUCGUGCAGACAGUAUGAAAGAGCUUCACAGAGCUGCAGGACUGUGGGACUGUAAAUAUGAUGAUAAACAAAGAUGCUACCCAAGUGUUUCAGGUACUUUCCAAACUUGCUGAAAUAGUCUUGAAAUGGUGAGAUGUGAUCAUAUAAUACAAGUGUGGAGAUUUGUGAGAUGUUAUGUCAAUGGUUUUUCAUUGAAACGGAUUUUAGGGUGAAUAUCACAAAACCUGUCAGGAACAUA